CAUCCUUGACGCAGGGGCUCACCCGUGACCACCACAGAAAGGAGGGCUACACGUGUAGGCUCAAAACAAGGGAGGAAGGAGACAGAAGAUGAGCUUAUACAAUGCUCUGAUCCGUACUCAUCACAUCACCAGUCGACAGAAAAUCGCACAUCUGCGCAAGGCGGCAAAGCAGCUCGACGUGUAUGCCCUUCUCCGCACCGGGGCUUUCCCGGGCAUUAUGUAUUGCCAGGGAAGCGAGCAUGGAGUGAAUAGCUUUGUAACAACGGUCCAGGGUUUGCGCUACAAAGACUUUAAGCUGGCGUCACGACCGGCACCGAUCGAAUCAGACGCCGGCCAGGCGGGGAAACAGGCAGGGCUGUUUGAAGUCGCGUCGGUGCAGGAAUUCGCCACUGUUAUGGACGUCAUGGGGCUCUCAAACUGGUGGAAGAGGGCCAUGGAGUUUGCGUGACCUGCGCGGUCCCGCGCAGCCCUGGAGGGUAAUCGAGAACAGGCAUAGAUGCCAUACCUUCAUCCCAUCAAACCGGGCGAAGCUGGCUGGGAAUCCGGCUCCAUCUAGCGGGUCGCCCUCGCAGCAUAUGUAUGUAUGUAUGAUCUAUACUCACGCCUUCCGGACAACCCUCGAUAACCGCGUGAGAACCCCAGCAAACCACGGCGUAGCCCACACGCUCGCAACGAUCCUGACCGGCAGCAGGGCCUUGGUGAUCGUAUAGGCCAACGCGAUUUCCACGACAACACGAUAUUUGGGAUCAUCAGCGCCGCCCUGGUCCCUCCAGUGACGGAGCACCUCCUCCCCCUCCGCUCCGUUCCUCUCCCCAUUUAUCC
Messenger RNA from Chaetomium strumarium, 822 nucleotides. RefSeq lists its product as uncharacterized. The transcript is spliced from 3 exons. Lineage: Eukaryota; Fungi; Ascomycota; Sordariomycetes; Sordariales; Chaetomiaceae. The record is from RefSeq and is a predicted model, not a curated record. Bases 89 to 448 code for a protein of 119 amino acids.